Molecule: messenger RNA, 1875 nt
Organism: Penicillium odoratum
Lineage: Eukaryota; Fungi; Ascomycota; Eurotiomycetes; Eurotiales; Aspergillaceae
Exons: 3
Coding region: 1-1875 (624 amino acids)
Source: RefSeq, a predicted model, not a curated record
AUGUUCUGGCAGGGCUUAUUGCUGCUGCUCGCGCAAAAUGCCGUCGCUUGGCAUUCGAACGAUGAUAUGAUGUCCUUCGUUACCCUCCCGGAUGUCAAGGCUCUCAAAUUCGAUAUAAACUACGAGCAUCGCGAUCGUGUCAGCCCGGGAUACUGGUUUGUCUCGCCUUAUCUACACAUCGCGCCCGACGAACCCACCAGCCUCUACGAACAAUACCAAACUGGCCCGCACAUAUACGACCAGGAUGGGCGCCUCGUCUGGACCGGAGCACCGAUGUUUGACAACCGCAACGUCUUUGAUUUCAAAGCCGUUACCCUGAAUAACGAGACAUAUAUGUCUCUCAUCUUGCAAUAUAGUUACGAUGGGAGCGAACGAGGAUUUGGCAUGAUCCUUGACCCGAACUACCAGGUCUACCGAAAACUUCCCUUGAGGGAAGACCUGGGGUCCUUCGACAUCCACGAAUUCAAUGUUCUUGAUAACGGCCAAUCCGCGCUGGUUACGGUCUAUCUGUCCGAAGAAAUUACCCUGGAAGCCUUUGGUCGCCCCGAGGAAAAGACCUGGUUAGAGUAUGGUGGAUUCGCAGAGCUUGAUAUUAACAAUGCGGAUAUUCUCUACCACUGGAACUCGUUUGCCGAAGUUCCACUAUGGGAAACUGUCCAUUAUCAUCCCGCUUCUCAAGUGGAAGGGGCCCCCGGUUGGGACUAUGUGCACAUCAACGCAGCGGAUAAGAACGACAAUGGUGACUACCUGGUUUCCAUGCGCUUCACGAACACCAUUUACCUCAUCUCGGGUCAGACUGGGACCAUCAUGUGGCGCCUGGGAGGACAGGGAAACAGUGACUUCGUUCAGGAUUUCACCUUUUCUAAACAACACGACGCCAAAUUCAUUGAGUCAUCGGGAACACGACACGUGAUAUCAUUGUUAAACAAUGCCUCUGAUGAGGAAUUUGCCGAGGAAGAAAUCUCGUCAGCUUUGAUCAUAGAAUUGGAAACUGGCACAACUCCAAUGACCGCUCGCGUCCUCAAUCGCUACAAUCGUCCCGAUAAGGACCUCACUCGCCUUCGGGGCAAUGCUCAGCAAUUGCCCAAUAAGAACAUGUUCGUAUGUUGGAGUCAAGGCGGGUACAUCUCGGAAUUUUCCCCCGAGGGAGAAGUUUUGAUGAGCGCCAGUUUCACAUCGCCGCGCUUUUCGAACUACCGCGCCUAUAAGUUCGAGUUCACUGGCCGCCCGACUACUCCUCCAGACCUUGUUGCUUCUGUGUUUGGCAGUGAUGAGACGAACCUCGUCACCACUGUGCACGUUAGUUGGAAUGGUGCCACAGAUGUGGCCUCGUGGAACUUCUACGCCCAGGCGUCCGAAUUUGAAGCCCCGGUCUUCAUCGGCAAUGUCUCCAAGUUCGAUUUCGAAUCGAUGUUCAUUGCCAAAGGAUAUAUGGAUUGGUUGUCUGUCGAAGCUGUGCAUCACGAUGGCCACGUCAUGGGCACCUCAAAGGUGCACCGAACCAAGUUCCCUGAUUGGAAGGCUUCUGGAUACUUAGGCUACUCCGGGAUUCCGAAACCCCAGGAUCCGUCCAAGUUCACAUCCGCUGAAGGUCGUGCAUCCGACCAGGUGAGUGACCCGAGCCGUGAUUCGUCACUGGAUGACACGGCAGACGCGGAGGUCCGAAAGGCAGCACAAAUGCUUUCCAUUUCCUAUGAGAAAAUUCGCAGGAUUGGGGGUAUCUUCGCACUUAUCCUACUUCUGGUAGUGAUGUCUGGCAUCAUGGCAGGCUAUUUACUUAUUCGUGGCUGGCGGGUCCGGCUUUACCACCGCGUUCCAUUAGAAGAAGGUCCACCCGAAGAGGAGCAGCAUCUCAGACCUGAGAUGACCGAGUAA